CUAUAUUAACUCUUUGUUUCUUUCUCUAUCUACUACCCCCAUCCCCACAACCCCACUACCCCAAAGCUAAGGGAGGAGGCCCUUUUUGCUUACCAGCAAUAGCAUCAGCACCACCCUCUCUACCCAAAACAAAGACAAUAGCAUAAUGAGAGGAAUAGUAGAAAGAAAUAAAAACAAAAGGUGGUAGAGGUAGAUAGAUGCAUGAGUGAGUAACAACAACAACUACUCCCUACAAUUACAAACACAAUCUCCACCUCUUUCUUUUCAGUUUUCUCUCUCUUUUUCUACCACCCACAGCCUCUUCUCUUUAUGUAUUCACCUUCUAGUCUUACCAAAUUCUAGAUUCCAAAUUCUUGAUUUCCCCCUCGGUUCCCACGCUAGCUUCACCAACCACUUUUCUUCUUCCUCUUACUGUACAAUCUUGUUGUAGUUUUUAAGUCUUCUUCUCUUAAAUUGUCACUCUGCUGUAGGCAUAAAUUUGGCGAGCUAUGGUGAGCAUCCGAAGGCGUAAGCUGUUAGGACUUUGUUCUGGACGAAGCUCGUUCUUGGUCCCACUUCCAAAGUUCUCUGAGAAUGGACACAUUGCCGAAAAUUGUUUCCUGAACAACAAAUCCACAAGUGUCCAUCCAAUGCCGUCAACUGAUAUUGAUGAGUCAAAAGAGAAAACUGCUGUAAAGGUUGUUCCUGGAUCAUCAAAAGGUCAUGCCUCUGGCUCCUUGAUUGAGCAAACCGCCCAACAAUUUCCAGUUAUUCCAGAAGUUAAACGCAGAAAGCGACACAGGAGGAAGCACUUUGAAAACCAAGAACCAUGUCUCAUGAGAGGUGUCUACUUUAAGAAUAUGAAAUGGCAAGCUGCAAUAAAAGUUGAUAAGAAACAAAUCCACUUGGGUACAGUUGGCACUCAAGAAGAAGCUGCUAGACUGUAUGACAGGGCUGCUUUUAUGUGUGGGAGGGAACCGAAUUUUGAAAUCUCAGAGGAGGAGAAGCAGGAACUAAGACAAUUCAAAUGGGAUGAAUUUUUAGCAUUUACGCGCUCCGCAAUUACUAAUAAGAAAACUCGAAGACGAAGUGGGGCUGGUUCACGGAGGAAAUCUGAGCCUUUAACUUCAACACCGAAUAGUGAGGAGGAGGAGGAAGAGGAGGAGGAGGGAGGGGAGCCAGAAAGCAAUGGUUUUUCAGCCUCUGAAGAUAUAGAACAAGACAUAUCGUUCUCUUGAUCCUGUCUCCCUCCUUUCUCUGCUGAAAGAAAUAGUGCUAAUGAUUUUAUUAAGCUGUCCAGCCACGUACUAAUUAGAACUCCAUGACUCUUAUCAUUCGUAUAGAUUUAUUUACACACAAGUAUAGGUGCCCCUAUUAGGGCAAUAUGAUGAUAUGUCUUCCUAUUGUUUAAGGUAAUUGAGUUUGAUUACUAUGCAUAUCUUGAGAUGUAUUGUCAUGCUUGAUGAAGUGGACUUUGACAAAUGGAAGCAA
Molecule: messenger RNA, 1470 nt
Organism: Nicotiana tabacum (common tobacco)
Lineage: Eukaryota; Viridiplantae; Streptophyta; Magnoliopsida; Solanales; Solanaceae
Product: ethylene-responsive transcription factor-like protein At4g13040
Biological process (GO): regulation of DNA-templated transcription
Molecular function (GO): DNA-binding transcription factor activity; DNA binding
Source: RefSeq, a predicted model, not a curated record